Molecule: messenger RNA, 1536 nt
Organism: Psylliodes chrysocephalus
Lineage: Eukaryota; Metazoa; Arthropoda; Insecta; Coleoptera; Chrysomelidae
Source: the annotation of a GenBank genome assembly
AUGAGCAACACCGAUAAUGAUAAGUUAGAUUGGAUGUACAAGGGUGCAACCAGCAAUGUUGAUCGAGAGGAGUAUUUAUUAGGAAAAUCAGUAGACAAAACCUUCGACCAACUGAAUAAUGAAGAUAAAGAAAAGAAACUGGGAUUAGUACCCCCUAAGAAUCAUGUUGAACAUGAAUGUAUCCCUCCCUCAAUUAGAGAUUACAACAAAAUCGUUCAGCAAGAGCAGGUUGACCUAUCUGCAAAGUUACAAGAAGACCCUCUAGUCGCGAUUAAAAAGCAGGAGGAAGAAGCUCGCAGACAAUUUCUUCAAAACCCGAUACAAUUGAAAAAACUGCAAGAAGCUAUGCAAGCCCAAGAAACUAAGAAAAAAAAGAAGAAGAAACGCAAACAGCAUAAACAAUCGGAUUCAGAAGACGACUUGGAUAGGCAGCUAUCGGAAAAAUUAAGAAAUUUAAAAGGAAGUUCUGUCAAUUUUCCUGAGAAAGACAAGAAGAAGAACAACAACGCCGGACAUUUGGAUGUCAUAUUGAUGCACAAGUUCAAUCAGUUGAAGGAUAAAUUGUCCCAAAAAGAUCUUGACGACAUCAUGGCGGGAAAAAGCAGCGAUAGCGAUGAUGAAAUUCCUGAAACCAAAAAACAAAAGAGACAAAGAUCUUCCAGUAAUGCAAGCAGUGAUGAUUCUGGAGUAAUCAGAAAAAAUGUUAAACCAGAAAAGCGUAAAUAUAGCAGUUACAAAGAAAAAAAGGAACGUAGGAAACAUCGGGACAGCUCAAAUGAUAGCUUUAGUGGCCACAAUGCAGAAAGGAAAAAUAAGAAAGAAGUUGAGAAAGAAAAGCACAAGAAUGAUCACAAAAGUAGACCAAGUAGUUCAAGUAAUAGAUAUCGAGAUAAACUAAAGAACAAUAGAAGAAGGAAAUCCAGUAGUAGCAGUAGUGGUGAAAGGAGAAAACAGUCUUAUAAAGAAACACUGAUAUCUCAAUCCAAUAAAGAUGAAGAUUUGGAUAAAAUGAUUUUGCAAAAACUGAGAAUGCUGAGGGACUCAAAAAUCGAUAAACCCGAAGAAACUGGCGUGAAUAAAGCGAAGAACUUAACUGAAUAUUCUUAUGACAGUGAUAAAGACGAAUACGUUUUAAAGAAAAAAUCUUUCGGUUUGGUAAGAUCCGACGGUACUAAAAUCCCGCUGAACAACCCCACACUAAAACCCAAACAGCAACUCAAAAAACCCGAACCCAAGCAGGCGGAAGCGAAAAAAACGAACAAAAGACUGUCGGAAAAAGAGAAAGAUGAACUCCGGAAGCAGAUGAUGUGCGAUGCAGUGGAAAGGGAUAAAGAGAGAAGCGAUAAUUUGAAGAGACAUCGUCAAGAGAAUCGACGCGAAGAAAACGUUGAAGAUUUCGAUAAAAACUUUGUGCACAGGGAGCUGUCGAAGAGCCAGAGGAAUAUUAAAGAUGUCGAGACGAGGAUUAAGUCCAAGUUAAAUAAUAUACAGAGGUCUACCAGGCAUAUGGAUUCGAAUUUUUCGAAAAGGAGCUGA